This is a messenger RNA of Mytilinidion resinicola, 1095 nucleotides long. RefSeq lists its product as uncharacterized. The transcript has a single exon. Lineage: Eukaryota; Fungi; Ascomycota; Dothideomycetes; Mytilinidiales; Mytilinidiaceae. The record is from RefSeq and is a predicted model, not a curated record. Bases 1 to 1095 code for a protein of 364 amino acids.
AUGGAGAAUUGGCAGAGCGCAGCGGUGUCUUGGGCUGGUUUCCUAGCAUUUGCCGCCGCCUAUCUAUACUAUACUUCCCGAAAGCAGCAGCCCGCAGGGGGCAAGGACCGUGGCCGAGCUACCCAACGUGCCAUCCACGUACCACGAGAUGACAACAAGCAGAAGGGUCCGGGGGAAGGCACUCCAAGAGCGACCAAGAAAGCUACCAAAUCCAAGCCUGCCCGAAAGGCGAAGAAAGCGGCGAAGGAGACUGAAGAAAAGGUCGCGGCUAACAUGUCCGCGAACUCUUCUACUACAGGCGGCGAAGGGGAUGACGAUCUAUCUCCGGCUGUUUCUCCGAAGCCCAACGCCACAGCUACCAAAGCUAGUGGAAGGGAUGUGUCGGACAUGUUGGAGCCAAAGGCCACUUCUGCAUCUGUCCUCCGAUUGACAGAACCUACCCAACCUGUUCGUGAGAGGCAGGCUCAUCAGCCGCGGAUUGCGACUCUAGAAUCCAAGAAACAACGACAGAACAAGAAGAAGGUAGAGGAGAAGAAGCUCCAACGCGAGCAGGAGGAGAAGGAACGCAAGGCUCUUGAGGAGAAGCAGCGUCGGACCGCUCGGGAGGCUCGCGGUGAACCGGCGAAGAAUGGUCUUCAACAAGCGAAGACACCAACCUCGAACGCCUGGAACCUGCGCAACGGCGCGUCUAACACGGCUGUGCGCAGCGUGAUCCCCGAGUCCCAGCCACUACUCGACACCUUCGACCCGGUCGAGCAGGAUAGACGGUCGACAACGAGCUCCAGCGAGGGAGCCCCGGCCGGAUCUUCUGCCACUACCGACGACGUCGCCAACAACGACCGUUGGAUGAGUGAAGAAGAGCAAAUGCGUUUGGCUAUGGCUGACUCCCAAUGGACCACGGUGCCCAAGGGCCGUAAGGCGAAGAAGCCAAAGGGUGCGAGCGCUGAAGGGAGUGAAAACGGCAUCGUUCCAGUCGAGCUACCGGCUUCCAAGCCUGCCCCUGCGCCUCCCGCGAACAAGACUCAAGCCCAAUAUACGACGUCGGCUCAACCGGGUGCCGUCUACCAUCCUCUGGACUCGGACUGGGCUGUGUAA